CGCCUAUCUAUCAUAAAAUUUAAUUUGAUAAAUUAUUUUGAAAUUUUUCCUUUUUAAUAAAAAUUUAAACAUUAAAGUUUUAUAUAAAAUAAGAAAAACUUAUAAAUAUUUUGAUAAAUUAUAAUUAAACUGAGUAGUGAUUCACUUUCAAACUAUCAAGAUCCUCAACUGAGUCAACUCUUGUUUCCCUCAAGUCCACCAGUCGAUCACUCGAUUCUCAACUCCUAAGCCAAAUGAGUCUGAAAAAAUGGAUUCACAAAGUUCUCCAACUACAGUACCCUCUCCUGCUCUGAAUUCAGCUCUUACUUGGGAUGUUUUCUUAAGCUACCGCGGUCCUGAAACCGGGCCAAAAUUUACGGCUCAUUUAUACGCUGCACUAGAUCGUCACAGAAUUAAAACAUAUAAGGAUGAUUAUAAGCUACGCCAGGGAGAAGUUAUCGCAGAGGCAUUGAAAAGAGCAAUAAAAUCAUCCAAGAUUUACGUUGUUGUCUUCUCUGAAGAUUAUGCUUCUUCUCCGUGGUGCCUGGACGAGCUGGUAGAUAUUGUCAGUUUUCAUGAAAAAGAGGAGAGGCUGAUUAUUCCUGUGUUUUACCAUAUUGAUCCAUCUAUUGUGCGACAUGCUAAUAUAGGAAAAGAAGAAGAAGGAAGUAGUGUAUAUGAAAAAGCUCUUCAACUUCAUGCUAAAGGGUAUUACAAGAAUGAAGAGCAGAGAGUGAAAAGCUGGCUCUAUGCACUAAAAGUAGCCGCUAACAUUUCAGGAAAUCAUAUAUGCGAAAAAAACAGAGAGGAACCUGAUGUUAUAGAAAAAAUUAUUGCUGAAAUUUUACCAAAGAUAAAUCCCAAGAGUUUUAAUGAGAAAACCGUGGGCUUAGAGAGUCGUAUUGCGAGUAUAGUAGCAAUAUUGAGCAGCGGACAUUCAAUAAGUGUCACUAAAAUUGGUAUACAUGGUAUGGGUGGAGUUGGGAAAACAACUCUUGCUCGAGCUGUGUUUGACGAAAUAUAUCUAGACUUCAAAGGCAGUUGCUUCUUGGCCAAUGUCACGGCAAAUGCUGGCACAUAUGAAGGAAUGAAGUGUUUACAGAAGCAACUUCUUAAUGAUGUUCUUCUUCAAAAUGAAAAGGAUGUUAAAGAUGUUGCCAGCGGGAAAAAGUUGAUAGAAACUAAAUUAGCGGACCAAAAAAUUCUGGUUGUUAUUGAUGAUUUAAACCACUCUGAUCAGCUUGAAUCAUUUGGAGUAAAGUCGUUUGGUCAUGGGAGUGUUGUCAUCAUAACUACAAGGGAGGAACAUAUACUGAAAUAUUUUGAGAUAAAAACUGAACAUCGAUACAUGGUAGAGAAGUUGGGUCGUGAAGAGUCGCUCAUACUUUUUCAACAACAUGCAUUUCGAUUUGGUUAUGUAGAUGAUGCUCUAAUGAAAUUGUCUAACGACAUUCUAUCAUUGGCUGAUGGGCUUCCAUUGGCUCUGAAGGUUUUUGGCUCCUUUUUGUGUACGAAAUACGAGUUUGAAGAAUGGGAAGAAUUCAUUGAAAGACUCAAAGAAUCUCCUAACAGAGAAAUUCAGGAUAGCCUUCUAGUUAGCUUUAAAGCUAUUGACAGUGAUCUUCAGAAAAUGUUUCUCGACAUUGCUUGUUUUUUCAUUGGGUGGACCAAAGAAAGGGUGUUUCAAAUAUUGGAGACUUACUAUUCCUAUGUAAAGGUGAAAAUCAAUGAUUUGAAGGGAAAAUGUUUACUAACAAUCGAUGAUAAAAAUGUAUUGCAAAUGCAUGAUCUUCUUCGAGACAUGGGAAUGCAAGUUGCACGUAACAAUUCUCCGGGUAAUCCAGAAAAAUAUAACAGGCUCUGGCUUUCUACAGAUAUAGAGCAUGUGUUAGACGGAUGAGACCAAGGUAAUUUCAAUAUAUACAUACCCAGAAUAACAACUAAACUAUCUUUACUUUUUUAGAUUUAAUUAUAAAAUACUUCUUCCGUUUUGAAAUAUAAGCCCCAUAUUUAUCUUUUUUACUGUAUAGUUAAAAUCAUUACUCCCUGUGUCCUAUUCAAUUUCAUACAUUUUUUUGACUCGACACACAUUUUAAUGCUCUUAGAGCAUUUCCAAGGGUUAAAAACUCUUAGCAAAAUAUCUAUGUGUCAUCCCAUGUGUCAUCUAAGUGGCACUUUUAAAUGAUAUGUAAAAAAAAAAUACACUCCAACCAUCACCCUUUAGCAAAAAGAAUAUAGAUAAUCAUGUUUGAUUCAAUAGAUUUAUUGAACUAGGAAAGCUACUAUGUAUAACACCAUUGGAGUGUAUAUCUCUCCUGUUAGCAAAAAACUUGUAUAAUCAAUUUACAUAAUCAUUAUAGCUAAUAAUUUUGGAUAUCACCCUUGGAGUUGCUCUUAUAAAGUAUAGUUCCAUAACUUUUAUAUUUAGAAUAAAAAAAGAGUAAAAACUUAACAUUUUAUUUUUUAUUCACGAAAAAAAUCUUAAAAAUAAGUAUAAAACUAUACUUUAUAUGUUGAGCAACGAAAAAACGUACGGAAUUUAAUGAGACAGAGGGAGUAUUAAAGUGCUUGUCGCGUCCUUGUCCCAAUGUAUACAGCUCAGGAAAACGGAGGGAGUAUUUAUUUUAAAAAAUAAAUGAAAAUAUAUUAUUAGUAUUAUAAUUUGAAGGAAGAAAAUUUUAAAAAAUAAUUUUAAGAAUACAGUCAAAAUACUUAUAGUUAUAAAUGUGUGUUAAAAAAUAAAAUCGCAUGUAUUUCAAAAUGGAGUAUAUUAAGGGCUUUUUUCAUAACUGCAUAACCUCUUAAAUUUGUUUACAAAAAUACGACUUGCAACUUAUGCAACCUCAUUUGCAACAACAUAUGCUACAGUUGCAAAUGAGAAAUUAAUUUGCAACUUCCGGAAGAAAUACGACUUGCAUUUUCCGCAACCUUGUUUGCAACGCUAUUUGCAACAGUUGCAAAUGAGAAAUUUCAUUUGCAACUAAUUAUGCAACUUCAUUUGUAACAGUUGCAAACUGAUGUUGCAAAUGAGGUUGCAGAAGUUGCAAGUCGUAUUUUUAUAAAUAAUUUGAAAAAAAAAAUGUAUUUUAAAAAAAAUUUCAACUAGACAGUAUUUUUGUAAAUAAUUUGUAAUAAGUUAGUAUAUUUAUAAAUAUUCCUAUUAACAUUUGCAUUUGUUAUCGGGCAUUAACAUAUAAUGUGAAGAAUUGGAGGCUGUUGAAGGUAUUUACCACAGGAUGGAGAAAUUCAAAUGGGAAUUAGCUCCAAUUUUGGACCAGAGAUUCCCACUAACAUUGGAAACUCUCAAAAAGAUGAAAAAAUUAAGAUUUCUUCAUCUAAUUGAUUUCCGAAAUCCAUACGGAAGUUUUGACAACUCAUUCAAAGAUCUAAGGUGGCUGUAUUGGGAGCGGUGUCCUUUACAAUACUUUCCGCCCGAAUUCAAACCUAUAAAUCUUGGAAUGCUUGAAUUAAGAUUCAGCCAAUUGAGAACUAUGGAGCUCAGCAUGGUUUUCCAGAAGUUAAAGAUUCUGAAUAUGGCAUAUUCUCAGUAUUUAGUGACGACUCCAGAUUUCAACAUGUUACCAUCUCUGGUUGAUUUAAGUUUUGAAUAUUGCACAGCCUUGAAGCAGAUACAUAGAUCAAUUGGAAGGUUGGCAAGGCUUGUUUCCCUAAAUUUAGUGGAUUGUUCGAAGCUAGCAAGUCUUCCCGAAACUAUUGGCAACUUGAAAGCACUGAAGCAUCUUAAUCUUUGCCGGUGUGUAAGUCUGGAAAAAUUGCCUGAAGAAUUGGUGAACAUGGAAUCCUUGGAAAACCUCCACAUAAAUAUGGCAGGUCUUAAAAACUUACCACAUUCGAUCCAUUUGCUCAGUAACCUUAUUGAGUUGGAUGUAGCACAUAACUCAGAACUUAUGACUCUUCCGGACAACAUUUGCAAGCUAAGAUCAUUGAAAGUUCUGGAUGUUUCUGCAUGCAAAAAUCUGAAAGCAUUGCCAGGAGAUUUGGGUGAUAUUACAUCCCUAAGAGUGCUAAGGAUGACGGCAACAAGUGUUUCAGAUUUACCGGGUUCGAUAGGAAAUCUUAGUAACCUUGUUGAACUGAGAUUAGAUCGCAACCCCAACCUCGAAAGUCUUCCAGACACAAUAUGCAAUCUGAGAUCAUUGGAAAUCUUAAGUAUUGGCAGUUGUGAAAAGAUUAAAGAAUUGCCAGGUCAGAUGUGGAAGAUUACAAGCUUAAGAGUGCUAACUUUAAGACGUACUACAAUGUUAAAAGUGGAAUUAAACCAAAUUCCAAUAUCGUUAGAGAUGCUGGAUCUUUCUUAUAAUGCUUUCACCGCGCUGCCACUCGGUAUCAGUCGGCUCACGAACCUGGAAUGUCUUCAGGUUGAAGGAUGUAGUGAACUCUUGUCCAUUGAAGAACUUCCUCCUAAUCUGGAAAAGCUAUGUGCAUAUGGUUGUCCAUAUAUGACUCUUAAACAAUUAGAGAUACUGAAGCUUACAAGUUUUAGUGGUCUACAAGUGAUUGUAGAUUAAUGCACUUCUGUUAAAGCAAUUGAUUUACAGCGUGCAGAAGACUUGUGCACUCUGUAUAUUUGUGCGCUAAAUCAAUUACUCAACUUAAUUCAUCCUUGAAUUUCAUUUGUAAAUUAAUUUCUGUUAAAACAGUUGAUUUAGUUCAUUUAAUUUUAAAUAUGGUGGAGUUUUAAUAUU
Molecule: messenger RNA, 4685 nt
Organism: Daucus carota subsp. sativus
Lineage: Eukaryota; Viridiplantae; Streptophyta; Magnoliopsida; Apiales; Apiaceae
Product: TMV resistance protein N
Exons: 4
Coding region: 248-1879 (543 amino acids)
Biological process (GO): signal transduction; defense response
Molecular function (GO): ADP binding
Source: RefSeq, a predicted model, not a curated record